CUUUUUAACCGGGUCGGUUCUUUUGUAGCGCUUAUUAGUGUCGGCGAUAUAACUGUAUAAAAGAGGGAAAAACCAAAGCGUUUGUUGCCCUAAAUCUUUUCUGAGAGAGGCGCGAGACGAGGAUUUGCUCCGAAUCAUCAUCUAUCAAUCAAGAUAGAAAAACAAGAAAUCUUGAUCCUAACUCUAAAGGAUGCCUAAUACUCGGAUUAAGUCACGGUGUUUAGAGGAUCUUACUGAUCAGGAAAGACUUCAGGAUAGAUUGGAGUGGGAAGGCUACACGGAGCUUAGAAUGAAAAGUGAUGGAAAUUGCCAGUUCCGCGCUUUAGCUGAUCAACUCUAUGAAACCUCGGAUUUUCAUAAACGUGUUAGGCAAGAAAUCGUAAACCAGCUUAAGUCUCAUCCAAAACUUUACAAAGGAUCUGUUGGUAAAAUGGAUUUCUCAGAGUAUCUGAAAAACAUGUCCACAGAGUCUGUGUGGGGCGAUGAGGUCACAUUGAAAGCAGCUGCAGAUGUCUACGGAGUCAAAAUAUUACUCAUCACAUCAUUCAAAGAUAUCCCUUCCAUUGUAGUUCUUCCGAAGUCUCAAAAACAACCUGAUAAAGUCAUUCACUUGAGCUAUCUGGCAGGGAUACAUUUCAAUUCCAUCCACUUAAACCAAGGUUCUUCUUCAUCUUCACACACACUUCUGCAGAAGAAGAAAAACAAGAAUAAGGAUAAAGAUAUGGAGAAUGCAAAGUUAAAGUCAAAGGAGGACAAGAAAAGCCAGCGGAAAAGAACUUCCAGGAGAGGAAUAUGAAGCCAAUUUGACUUUGGUCACACUUACACAUAGACUGAACGAAUGCUAUUUUUGUACUCUUUUCACUAAACAAACGUAUUCAGAGAAGUCUCAAUGUUUUCACAGAAAAUCAGUAGCAUACCUUAAACCCUGAAAGGGCA
Raphanus sativus (radish) is the source of this 936-nucleotide messenger RNA. RefSeq names its product putative OVARIAN TUMOR DOMAIN-containing deubiquitinating enzyme 8. Gene Ontology annotation, molecular function: cysteine-type deubiquitinase activity. The transcript is spliced from 5 exons. The coding region runs from base 191 to 796 and encodes 201 amino acids. Lineage: Eukaryota; Viridiplantae; Streptophyta; Magnoliopsida; Brassicales; Brassicaceae. The record is from RefSeq and is a predicted model, not a curated record. Gene Ontology annotation, biological process: protein deubiquitination.